AUGGUUAUGUUUUCGCUUUUCCUUCUUGUCCUUGUCUGGCUUGGCGUGAUCUCGACUGCUAGUCCCGUCCUCGGCCGUCCUGGCCUACUUUACCUCAAUGGCACGAACGUUGUUCGUGACAGCACUCCGUCCCCAGGGCUUGGUGCCGAAGUGGUAUCACCGGAAGUGGGAAACGCCACAACGGUGACGACGCCUGUUUCGUCUGACGCGACGACAUUGACUGCUGUGUCGUCUCGUCAAGAUGUAUCGCCAGCUGCAAUGGAGCACCACUCUCCCAUCGACCCAAGUUCUACUGUACAAAAGACGAACUCGUCACGGGCAGUGGUAUGCUACAUCCACGACGUUCCAACACCUUGUUCGACACUUUCGGGCCUGACCUCAGCUGAGACUACUCCUCUCCGAACUAAGCUGACGCACGCCUUGACUUUGCCUGCGACAACAGCUUCUGAAGUUCCGUCGUCAGCCGCUGUAUCACCGCCCGCAGGCGACACCAGCGCCACUGCUUCACCUCCGAGCUUUACUCUGUCGCAGAAUGCAUCGACAUCUGCGGUGAUCUCGCCGGCAUUCAUCGCCCAGGAGAGACCGGCUGCCUGGCCUGCCCAUAACAACACAGUCUAUGCGAUGUGCCGUGUCCAUGGUACUGCAGUGCCCUGCUCAGCGGUCGAGAGAGUUCAGACGGUCUCCGCAUCGGAUUCCUCACGAGCAUACGCCGGCUGGAGCUCAUCACGGACCUCGCUAGCUGCGUUCUUCUCCUCUACUCCAUCAUUUCCCUCCAUCAUCCCGCCAUUCCGAAAUGCCUCAGCACCAACCGCCAUCCAAAACAACACCGUAUCCGAGCCCACCGCCUCCGCCACGCGGACAAUCUCAAUCCACGGCGCUUUCUUCGAGCACGACGCCACAAAACGCAGUGCCUCGACCCUCCUCACCGUAGCCCACGCCAAAGAAAUCCGCACAACCACAGCAACAUCCUCCGCGUCUCCAAGCUUCGAACCCGAAUCCACCAACGUCUUCGAGUGCGGCGGCCAGGCUUUCAGCCCCUACCAGUACACUUGCUGGGACGACACGACGCUCUGCCCCGUCACUGAUGGCAAGCGCCUCGAGGCGUGCAAUGGCGGCUGCUUUGACCCGGAGGCUUAUGCUUGUACCGAUGGUGUGCUUGAAGGCAUCCACGACGGAAAGUUGCCCAAUGGCGCUGCUGCUACGGCCACACCGAUACCCGCGAGCGUGUGGCCGAGUUCUGCGGCGACUAUCGCGCCCUCCAGCACCAGUGAUUCCAGCAGUAGUACAACCGCCAAGUCCUCCAGCACGGCAUCCGGCACAUCCGCCGCUACGACCACCGCGGCUGUAGCACCCACAGCCGUCCCUCCCGAUGAUUCCAAAGAAGAUGACGACGACCUCUCAUCCGGCCAGAUCGCAGCUAUAGCAACCAGCACCACCUCAGCGGCCCUGCUCCUCUUCCUCAUCAGCAUUUUGCUGUUUAGGCGGCGCAACGCCCGUCUCCGCAAAGCCACCGAUGAGGUUGUAUAUCCCGAGAUCGCAUACUUAUAUGAUCCGCCUGUGCCGACGAAGUUUGGUGGCGCUGUUGUGAAUGGCCGUGGUGCCCGUAGUAGUGGUUCUUCAGCUCAUGGGGAUACACCGCUCCUGCCACCACUGCCACAAAUGCCGUCGUUGUUGCCGCUGCAGGGAGUUAGUGGCGGUGAAGGUGUGGAUAGGAGCCCUGGAGCUGGCGCAGGUGUUGUUAGUAUGGGAACAAUGAGAAACGCGCAGACGCAGACGCAGCCACAACGCCGCCAACUGGAUAUCCUAAACGAGGAGGACGAGGACGAAGCCGCCGCUGCGGAAAACCAGCCCCAGUCUCAGCCCCAAACUCGGCCCCCGCCGGCCGCAGCAACAGCAGCCCCCAAGUCUCCCGCUCCUCCAAGCGUAACCCUCACUACUUCCUCCACUCCGGACUCCCCCGCCGUCACGGCCGCUCGCCCACUUCUCUCCUUCUCGGCUCACGCACUCAAGAGGAAAACUGGAAGUCUUGCACUGACGACGACGCUACCGCCUUUUCCACCUGAAGGUGUGCUGUACCACACACCUACGCACAGCGGGAGCAGCAGCAACAGUGGUAAUGGAAAUGGCAGCGGUGGACUUAGUGACGGAAAAGGAAAAGGAAAGGGCAAAAGAGGAGGCGGUAGUGGUGGCAGUGAAGAGCACUGGGACACCAUCGACCUGCAAGACCACGGCCAGAUCCUCACGCCCGUACACUCGCCACAGUGCCCCUGUCCCUACUGCAUCACUCACAACCCGGCACGUCCUUCGACUUCGUCUUCUUGUGCCAGUGGUAGCAGCUGCGCGAGCAGUUGUGCGUCUAAUGACGGGUGGGGAGGCCCGCGCUCGCACCGCCCCAGCAUCAUCAGCAGUAGGGGUAGCAAGACACCCUGGUGGUGUCCCGGAACACACAUCCCGACAUCGUCCGAGCAGUUGGAGGAAGCAGAGCGCUCGCGCGGACGACUGACCGUGCGGAACGGAGCUGCUACGCCUGCGAGCGGAAGGAGUAGGAGUGGGGGCGGGAAGAGUGGGAGGAGUGCGCGGAGCAGUGAGUUAGAAUUUGCGGAUCGGAGGUUGUUGGGACGAGAGUUUUAG
Aplosporella prunicola CBS 121167 is the source of this 2631-nucleotide messenger RNA. RefSeq names its product carbohydrate-binding module family 52 protein. The coding region runs from base 1 to 2631 and encodes 876 amino acids. The record is from RefSeq and is a predicted model, not a curated record. The transcript is spliced from 2 exons. NCBI's taxonomy places the organism in Eukaryota, Fungi, Ascomycota, Dothideomycetes, Botryosphaeriales, Aplosporellaceae. Gene Ontology annotation, molecular function: carbohydrate binding.